This is a messenger RNA of Suillus plorans, 612 nucleotides long. Its product is annotated as flavoprotein-like protein. Gene Ontology annotation, molecular function: FMN binding; NAD(P)H dehydrogenase (quinone) activity. Lineage: Eukaryota; Fungi; Basidiomycota; Agaricomycetes; Boletales; Suillaceae. The transcript has 5 exons. The record is from RefSeq and is a predicted model, not a curated record. Bases 1 to 612 code for a protein of 203 amino acids.
AUGUCGUCUCCUAAAGUCGCAAUCAUCAUUUACUCCAUGUACGGCCACAUCGCCAAGUUGGCCGAGGCUGUAAAGGCUGGUGUCGAGUCUGCCGGAGGAUCCGUCACCAUUUACCAGAUCGCUGAAACAUUACCCGAAGAAGUUCUCGUAAAGAUGCAUGCUGCCCCAAAGCCGAAUUAUCCUAUCCUCGCACCAAGCGAACUUGCUAGCUUUGACGCCUUUAUCUUCGGUGUUCCUACCCGUUAUGGCAACUUCCCCGCACAGUGGAAGGCUUUCUGGGACGCAACUGGUGGAUUGUGGGUCAGCGGUGCUUUGGCCGGCAAAUUCGCCAGUGUCUUCGUUUCUACCGGCACUCCAGGUGGAGGACAGGAAGCUACCAUCAUCAGCUCCCUCUCCACUCUCGCUCACCACGGGAUUAUCUAUGUUCCCUUGGGUUACAAAAACACAUUCGCACAACUCUCUAACAUGAGCGAAGUUCGUGGUGGUUCCCCUUGGGGUGCAGGCACCUACGCUGGGGCUGAUGGCUCACGCCAGCCUUCAGCUCUUGAACUAGAACUCGGUACCCUCCAAGGCAAGGGCUUCUGGGAAAUCGUUUCGAAGUACAAAUUCUAG